Messenger RNA from Spodoptera littoralis (African cotton leafworm), 2964 nucleotides. NCBI's taxonomy places the organism in Eukaryota, Metazoa, Arthropoda, Insecta, Lepidoptera, Noctuidae. The record is from the annotation of a GenBank genome assembly.
AUGACUUCGAUUUUCGACCAGUACGAGCAGGCUUCGCAGAGUUCCCAGCGGACUAAACCUGUAACAGAGCCUAUGGUAUCUUCUGGGUACAUAAACAUGUUGAUGGAAGACAAUACUCCAAUGUUUUCCAAGAGUAAAAUGAUGUUGAAGAACCUGUCUGAUGCGAUCACUCAUGCAGCAGUGUGCAACGAUUAUCUAGUUCUUGCUAUGGCUAAUGGGAACCUGUUUCGUCUAAAUUUGAAGAAGCCAGAUCGUGGAGAAGAAAUCCAAUAUUCAAAGUUUGUCCAACCAAACUCGAAGCUAACAGGAAUCUUCCUAGAUCCUCUUGGACAUCACCUACUCAUGGCAUUCACUUCAAAGAAGAAAGAUGGCUACCCAGAACUCAUAUACUUACACCAGAGUAGUUCGAAAUAUAAAUUAGUCAGUAAAUCUAGAAACUAUGAGGUUACCGAAGUAGGUUGGAACUGGGAGAACACAUCAGAGGUUAAUACCGGUCCAAUCCUCCUUGGUACGUCUCAGGGCCAUAUUAUUGAGACUGAGUUGGAAGCUGACAGCGAUAAGACUUUUACAGCCAGUCACCCUUAUUGGAGAGAGCUGCCUAGCUAUCUCCCUCUGUAUGGGAGCAAGGAUAUUGAUGGUUUGAUUUUCGACAUCGGCAAAGGCACGGACAUGCCGAUAACUGGCAUACAGUUCCACAGAGUAAAUAAUACGAGUAGAUAUUUUAUUUUUAUUACUACACCAACGAGGUUGUAUCAGUUUAUGGGCCAAGCUGUUAUGAAGGAUAACAAGCCAAGUUUGCAGUCUCUUUUCUAUUCAUACUUGACUAUCCCCGAGACUGGGUUCCAAGAGAUACCAUCUACACUGAAAUAUUCGAAGCUGCAGUUCUUCGAUAAAAAUGACGUUCCUAAGACUUUUGCAUGGUUGACUGAGCCGGGUAUUUUCUAUGGACAGCUGGACCCAACUUCUCAACAGAACUCGAACUCGCUGUUCACACAGGGAGCUCUGAUCAGUUACCCAACAGAUGGAGACGAGCCAGAAAACGCUCCUCUAUCCUUCGUCCUCACAGAGUUCCAUGUACUCCUUAUGUACUCUGACAGAGUCAAGGUCAUCUCUCUCAUCAGCCAGGAACUGGUCUUCGAAGACAGGUACUCAGAAGCUCAAGGGAAGCUAAAGAAUAUAGUGAGAGACGCCAAAAAGAGAACAAUUUGGGCCAUUACAGACAAAUGUGUGUUCCGAUACAAAGUAGUUAGAGAAGAACGAAAUCUGUGGAUCAUUUACUCUGAUAAAGAACAAUUUGAUUUAGCCAAAGAAUACUGCUACAACAAUCCAGCUUACAUCGACGUCAUCAAUGUCAAACAAGCUGAACUACUCUUCAAUAAAGGAGAAUAUGAAAAGAGUGCGGCCAUAUUUGCAGACACGCAAAAGAGUUUCGAAACAAUAUGCCUUAAGUUUCUUGAAAUAGACCAAAUUAAUGCUUUGAAAGUGUACCUCGAAAAGCGAUUGGAGACUUUGAAAGAAGAUGAGAAGACUUUGAUAUCCAUGCUGGUUAUAUGGAUGACUGAGUUAUAUUUGUCGCAGUUAGGUCUCCUCCGUCGUACGGGAAAGCAAGAUACAGAGGAAUACCAUCAAAUACAAAGUAAUUUCGAAGUAUUUUUACUUCAUCCUAAAGUUGCAAAAUGUAUGCAGCAUGUCAAAUCUGUUGUGUACGACUUGAUGGCUUCUCAUGGCGAUAAACUAAAUUUGAUAAAAUUGACUAUAAUUAAUGAGGACUAUGAGAGUGUAGUAGCACAGUAUAUUAGCAAAAAGUCUUAUUUAGAAGCAAUAGAUACGUUGAAGACUUUGAAAAGGCCAGAGUUGUUCUAUCAAUUCGCCGCCACGCUUAUGGAGGAGAGUCCUAAACAUACCGUGAAUGCUUUGAUAUCCCAGGGAGCUAGACUGAGCCCUUCAAAAUUGCUACCAGCAUUUUUGUCUUGUAAGAAUGAUGAGGCUCAUGUGUCCGAGAUCAUACGGUACUUGGAGUUUAUAUUGCAGCACUUUAACGUGAGAGACAAGGCGAUACAUAACUAUUUGCUGACGUUAUACGUGGAGCACGAUCAUGAGGCGCUCAUGAUGUAUCUGUCGCGACAAGGACAGGAUGUUACUAUGGUCAAUUAUGAUGUGCAUUAUGCUUUGAGAUUAUGUCGCGAAAAGAAUUUAUCAGAAGCGUGCGUGAAACUGUCAGCGUUGCUCGGUCUGUGGGAUUCAGCAGUGGAACUAGCACUGCAAGUGAGCCUGACUCUGGCCAAGAGUAUAGCUGACAUGCCAGAGCAGACGGAACUUAGGCGACAACUGUGGCUGAAUAUCGCUGAAAACGUGAUCACGAAGAACCAGGACAUGCAAGAAGCGAUGAGUUUCCUCGAGGAAUGUCCGCUUAUCAAGAUCGAAGACAUACUGCCAUUCUUCAGCGAUGUCAUCACCAUAGAUCACUUUAGACAACCUAUCUGUGAUUCUUUGCAGGAAAACAACAAUCAAAUUGAAGAAAUGAAGGCCGAAAUGGAAGAAGCGAUUGCGGCUGCUGAAUACGUACGGGCAGAGAUCCAGUCAUUCCGUAACCGCAGUGUGACAGUGCUAGUAUCAGACGUGUGUUGUCUGUGCGACAUCGCGCUCCUACUGCGUCCCUUCUACUUGUUCCCCUGCGGACACAAGUUCCACAGCGACUGUCUCAUGCAGGAGACGUUGCCCAUAUUAACACCAGCCCGCCGCAACAAGCUAUCAGACCUUCAAAGGCAGUUGUCAGUUCUAUCCAACAUUGAGCUCUCGACGAUCACAUCCAGUGGCCUCCCACUCCGAGAGAUCCUUAGAAAUGAGAUCGAUGACCUGAUAGCCAGCGAAUGCAUCUUUUGCGGCGAGUACAUGAUCAACUGCAUCGAUAAACCCUUCAUCAAUGAUGAAGACUGGGAGAAGGUGAUGAAGGAAUGGGAGUGA